This is a messenger RNA of Meriones unguiculatus (Mongolian gerbil), 5933 nucleotides long. It is a transcript of the gene Adar, whose product is annotated as adenosine deaminase RNA specific. Gene Ontology annotation, cellular component: nucleolus; cytoplasm. The record is from RefSeq and is a predicted model, not a curated record. Gene Ontology annotation, biological process: RNA processing; adenosine to inosine editing. The coding region runs from base 124 to 3651 and encodes 1175 amino acids. The transcript is spliced from 15 exons. Gene Ontology annotation, molecular function: double-stranded RNA binding; double-stranded RNA adenosine deaminase activity; tRNA-specific adenosine deaminase activity. NCBI's taxonomy places the organism in Eukaryota, Metazoa, Chordata, Mammalia, Rodentia, Muridae.
CGCUGCUACUGGGAGCAAACCCCUCCUCCCAGUCCAACUGUUGGGCGGGGAAGCCUUUCCAGGAAACGAAAGUGAACUCUGGGGAGCCAUCUUAACGCCCCAGGUGCGGGCCUUGCCGGCACUAUGUCUCAGGGGUUCAGGGGACCCGCAGGAGUGUUUCCUCACCAGACACAGCCCUGCUUGGACCCCAGCUAUGAGCAUAGCAAGUGGAGAUGUCCACAGCCACACAGGCCCGAAUUUCACCCUAGGAGCUUCCAGCUCCAGCAGAUAGACUUUCUCAAAGGGCGGCUCCCAGAAGCAUCCCUGAUUGGUCAGCAGAGCCAGUCACUGCCGCCAUAUCUCCCAGGACAUUGGCCAAGGUUGCCAGGACCACCUGCCCAAGGCAAGCAACUGGAAAUCUGGGGUUUCCCCAGGAGUGUGACCCUCAGAAGCCAGGGGUUCCAUAUAGGAUCCCCAGUUCCUUCCCCACACAGUGGGCGUCUGCCAUGGAGAAGUGCUGACAGGCUUUGUUCACACUUCCUGGAGCUGAGCAUUAGUCAGAAUCCAGAGCAGAAAGUACUAAGCCGCCUGGAGGAGCUUGGUGAGGGGAAGGCCACCACUGCCCAGGUAUUAGCCAGAGAGCUCAGGGUCCCAAAGAAGGACAUCAAUCGAAUAUUGUAUUCUCUGGAAAGAAAGGGGAAGCUGCAUAGAGGAGUGGGGAAACCUCCUUUGUGGAGCCUUGUGCCCUUGCAUCAGACUUGGACUCAGCCCUCUAGAGCUGAGAAUUCAGACACUUGUAGCCAAGAAGUUCCUCGAGGAGAAGAACCUGGUCUGGACAGUGAGUACAGAGACCCUGCCUCUGACUUAGAAGGGCCUUCUGAGCCUUUUGACAUGGCUGAGAUCAAGGAGAAAAUCUGCGACUACCUGUUCAAUGUGUCAAACUCCUCUGCCCUGAACCUGGCUAAGAACAUUGGCCUCGCCAAGGCCCGAGAUGUGCAUGCAGUCCUGAUUGACUUGGAAAGGCAAGGUGAUGUCUACAGGCAAGGGGCCACGCCUCCCAUCUGGUACUUAACAGACAAGAAGCGUGAGAGGCUACAGAUCAAGAGGAACACACAGAGUGUCCCAGCUGCUGUCCCAGAGGCCACUAGAAGCACCUCAUUCCCCAUGUGCCACUCACCCCCGUCAGGUGCCUCAAGUGGCAUGGCAACCCUCAGAAGAGUGGAGAAUGGGCAGGAGCCUGUAGUAAAGUAUGAAAGUAGGCAUGAGGCUAGACCAGGACCAGUGAGCCUGAGGCCACACGCUUAUCACAAUGGCCCCUGUAGAACAGGGUAUGUUGACUCUGAGAAUGGCCAGUGGGCUACAGAUGACAUCCCAGAUAACUUGAAUAGUAUCCGUACAGCACCAGGUGAGCUUCGAGCCAUCAUGGAGAUGCCCUCUUUCUACAGCCCUGCCUUGCCACGGUGUUCACCCUACAAGAAGCUAACUGAGUGCCAGCUGAAGAACCCUGUCAGCGGGCUGUUAGAGUAUGCUCAGUUCACUAGUCAGACCUGUGAUUUCAACCUGAUAGAGCAGAGUGGACCGUCCCAUGAACCUCGAUUUAAAUUCCAGGUUGUCAUCAAUGGUCGAGAGUUUCCCGCAGCUGAAGCUGGCAGCAAGAAAGUGGCCAAGCAGGAUGCAGCAAUGAAAGCCAUGGCAAUUCUGCUUCGGGAAGCCAAGGCCAAAGACAGUGGACAACCAGAAGAAUUGUCGGAGUAUCCCGUGGAAGAAGACUCAGAGAAGUCAGCAGAGUCCCAGCCCCCCAGCUCCUCAGCAACGUCCUUAUUCUCUGGGAAGAGCCCAGUUACCACACUGCUUGAGUGUAUGCACAAACUGGGGAACUCCUGUGAAUUUCGUCUCCUGUCCAAAGAAGGCCCUGCCCAUGACCCCAAGUUCCAGUACUGUGUGGCAGUAGGAGCGCAGACUUUCCCCACAGUGAGUGCCCCCAGCAAGAAAGUGGCCAAGCAGAUGGCUGCAGAGGAAGCCAUGAAGGCUCUGCAGGAGGAGGCAGCCAGCUCAGCAGAUGACCAGUCUGGAGGUGCAAACACCGUCUCAGCCGAUGACUCUGUGGUUCCCAGCAAGAUCAGGAGGAUUGGUGAGCUCGUCAGGUACCUGAACACCAACCCUGUAGGCGGCUUAUUAGAGUACGCCCGCUCCCAUGGCUUUGCUGCAGAAUUCAAGCUGAUUGACCAGUCUGGACCUCCUCACGAACCCAAGUUUGUUUACCAAGCAAAAGUUGGAGGCCGCUGGUUUCCAGCCGUGUGUGCACACAGCAAGAAACAAGGCAAGCAAGAUGCAGCGGACGCAGCCCUCCGUGUCUUGAUCGGGGAGAGUGAGAAGGCAGAGCAGUUGGGUUUUGCAGAGGUAACCCCAGUAACAGGGGCCAGUCUCAGAAGAACUAUGCUCCUCCUUUCCAGGUCCCCAGAUGCGCAUCCAAAGACACUUCCUCUCACCGGCAGCACCUUCCAUGACCAGAUGGCUAUGCUGAGCCAUAGGUGCUUUAAUGCCCUUACUAACAGUUUCCAACCCUCACUGCUCGGCCGCAAGAUCCUGGCUGCCAUUAUUAUGAAGAGAGAUGCUGAGGACAUGGGUGUGGUCGUCAGUUUGGGGACAGGGAAUCGCUGUGUGAAAGGGGACUCUCUCAGCCUGAAGGGAGAGACAGUCAAUGACUGCCAUGCAGAAAUCAUCUCCCGGAGAGGCUUCAUCAGGUUUCUCUACAGUGAGCUGAUGAAGUACAACCAGCACACUGCCAAGAACAGCAUAUUUGAGCUUGCCAGGGGAGGAGAAAAGCUCCAGAUCAAAAAGACGAUUUCUUUUCACCUCUAUAUCAGCACGGCCCCGUGUGGAGAUGGAGCCCUCUUUGACAAAUCCUGCAGUGACCGCGCUGUGGAGAGCACAGAUUGGCGCCACUACCCUGUCUUUGAGAAUCCCAAGCAAGGCAAGCUUCGCACCAAGGUGGAGAACGGGGAAGGCACAAUUCCUGUGGAGUCGAGUGACAUUGUACCCACGUGGGAUGGCAUCCGGCUUGGGGAAAGACUCCGUACCAUGUCCUGUAGUGACAAAAUUCUACGCUGGAAUGUGCUGGGCCUGCAAGGGGCACUGUUGACUCACUUCCUACAGCCGGUGUACCUGAAAUCUGUAACGUUAGGUUACCUUUUCAGCCAAGGGCAUCUGACUCGUGCUAUUUGCUGCCGAGUGACCAGAGAUGGGAAGGCAUUCGAGGAUGGACUACGCUAUCCCUUUAUUGUCAAUCACCCCAAGGUUGGCCGAGUCAGUGUGUAUGAUUCCAAAAGGCAAUCCGGAAAGACCAAGGAGACAAGUGUCAACUGGUGCUUGGCUGAUGGCUACAACCUCGAGAUCCUGGAUGGCACCAGAGGCACUGUGGAUGGGCCGGGGAAGGAGUUGUCUCGGGUGUCCAAGAAGAACAUUUUCCUUCAGUUUAAGAAGCUCUGCUCCUUCCGUGCCCGAAAAGAUUUACUUCAGCUCUCCUACGGUGAGGCCAAGAAAGCUGCUCGAGACUAUGAGUUAGCCAAGAACUACUUCAAGAAGAGCCUGAGGGACAUGGGCUAUGGGAACUGGAUCAGCAAGCCCCAGGAGGAGAAGAACUUCUAUCUUUGUCCAGUACCCAAUGACUGACAGUGGAGUGUGUUUCCCAUGGGCUCAGAGAGAGGGCAUGCAUUCCUCAUCAUGUUGGGCCGGAGUUUAGGGGCUUUUUUUUUAACCCACCCAACCCCCUUUUUUUAACGGAGGAACCUUAAUAGAUGGUACCAAGAACUUUGGUUCCCAUUUAUCCUGCUUGCUUUGGAAUUUGGAGGUGGGGUCUGGCCAAGCCCCCUCCUCUUUUCCCAAGGGAAGAGUCAGAGGUUAAAGGAAGAGGAAACACUACCAUUCCACAUGUAGCAUAGACGUGGUCACGUGGAGCCCAGGCCCCUCCGGUUUAAGUUUUUUGGAGGAUUCUUUUCAUCUCCUUUUCCUUUGCUAUCCAGGCUUCUUGUGGAUUUCAUUACAUUCCCAUCAGUUCUCUGUAAAUCAUGUCAGGGACUAAUGAUGUCACCUGUAGAUGUUCGGGCCCCUGCUCUGCCCCCUGCCUUCCCGUGAGGAGACUUAUCUUUACCCACCCCAGAGGGUAGAGGUGAACAUAAAGGAUUGAUGAAAUGUUUACAAGGACAGGAGUUGAAACUGGUCAGGGAUUAUAGGGCAACGGGAAUGUGGUAAAUUGCGGGUGGGUAACAGUAACAGGCAGCGCUGGCCAGCCAAGAAACUUUCCUUCCUGGGAAGUUGAGAACCAGCCAGUGGGACUGGGGAGGGUGUCCAAGCCGAGCUGGUCCCCCAGUGGGGACUAUAGAGCACAAACAGGGAUCACCAACACUCCUUGGCAUGUAGCCACACUCCACAUCUGCCCCUCUGUAAAGCAUUCCCAGAGGCUGCUCUGUCAACACGGCACAGGCCCCAGCUGUUCGUGAAAAGGCAAGGACAAGUCCUGGAGGGCAGAUCAUCGUAGUCCAGACUGAGCAAGAGUGAAGGCAAGUGUGUUGGUGACACUUUGAUCACUUGGGAUUCUGCUGGCACUGAUGCCAGCAGAAGUUGACAAAGCUUUGUAUAAAAUUAAUGUUUCUAAGAAGCCAGAACUGCAUCACAGACUUGAAAUGCAAAUCUAUUUUUUCAUGAAUGAAUGUACUUUGAUUUUAGCAGAUAGUUUCAGGAGCUGGUUCGUGGGCAGGGCACAAGGCACUGGGAUCUCCUGCCCUGCCUCUUUGGAAAUCUUACUGUAUGUACAACAGUGUUGUCGGUGAUCGUGCAGGCUAGCCUCUGACAACUCUCCUCCCAACAUUGGCUUAUGGAUAUGCGGGAAACUUAGCCUCUGUGGAGUCUGGCUCCAGCAGGAAGUCAACCAGACAGCUAGACCCUGCUCCAUUCUGCCCCUCUGAAUGGUGCAGCUCCAUCGGGGAAUAGCUGUGACAGUGUGUUCAGUGGUUUCCUGCACUCGCCACCCCCUGGCCCACUGUCAACAGCAGACAUCACAUUUGCACUUUGAUUUCUAAAGGCUACUGUCUCCUCAACCUCUGAGCAGACCUGGCCAACGCAAGAACCUAUGUCUUAACAAUACACUGGGGAUAUCUUUGCACAACACCAAAUCAUCCAGUGGAACUGCCAAUGUCUGCGGAAGUGAGGGUCUGCCUCCAGAUUUUGAAAGUGGCACCAUGUUUCUGCCGGCUGGAGACAUGUUCUAACCUGGCACCUGCAGCUGAAGCAGAGCCACUGUGGCUUCCAGGCCUGGGCAGGAAGCACUUACCCUGGGCACUGAAGGCCAGAGUCUCUUCUCCGUUGAUUCCUGUGGCGCCUGGGUAUUCACUUGGCAGUGCUGACUCAGCAGCCAUUUCCUCAGCCAGGCACACUGGGUUCUCCAGAUCAGAGCACACACACCCCAUCCUGGAAGAUCCUGCCUAGCAAACUUGGUUCUGGGCUUCUGCAGAUGGAGGGGAGCAAGGCAUCCCUCUGUUCUGUGGGCUUGCUGAAGUAAGCCACCAGGAUACCCACCCCUGCCCCAGGCCCCAUUGGGCAGAGGGCAGAGCUUCCACGGUGUUUUCUUCACUUGUUUGUGUGAUCUUUAUUUUAAGAAGCUGGCCUCCUUCCAUACCAUUUCUUAAUUUCUGUAGUUAAUUGUCUGAACUGUGGCUGUUUUGCAUUCUUUGAAUAAUCAACGUGUAAGAAUUGUCAGUGCUUAAAACUUUCCUGUACUCAAGUUGAAGGGAGUUGGUUGACCUUGUGGUUUUAGCAGCGACUCCAAGAUCAGAGUGGGAAAGAGCCCAGGCAGAGCCUUGGUGCUGAGAUGGGUGCAGGCCCUUCUGUGUCCCUUAACAAGUGACAGUAUACAUUCCCCAGAAAUAAAAACAAUGACAUGUCAGGACUAUUAGAAA